This is a messenger RNA of Anguilla rostrata (American eel), 4227 nucleotides long. Its product is annotated as segment polarity protein dishevelled homolog DVL-3. The coding region runs from base 377 to 2506 and encodes 709 amino acids. Gene Ontology annotation, biological process: canonical Wnt signaling pathway; intracellular signal transduction. The transcript is spliced from 15 exons. Gene Ontology annotation, molecular function: frizzled binding. Gene Ontology annotation, cellular component: cytosol. The record is from RefSeq and is a predicted model, not a curated record. NCBI's taxonomy places the organism in Eukaryota, Metazoa, Chordata, Actinopteri, Anguilliformes, Anguillidae.
UACGAAAGCGAGGGGGUGUCUACACAUCGACAGACAGCUGUUGGAAAGAGGCAAAGGGGGAGGCUGAGCACACAUCGUUGAGGGGACAGCUUGCUAACUUUAUUCUUUUUAUUCGGGAAAGUGAAUGAAAGAAAAAGGCACAGUCUAUCCAAGAGAAAACCGAAUAAUCUAAGGAAAUUAAUUAUAUGUCAAGGCCAAUUGUGUUUCGUUGCUAGCCUGCAGAUCUGUUGGAGAUAAGGUCUCCACGAAGCACAGAACUGACAACAGCCGGGGAAAAUCGGGGGGUAGGGAGCUCAACGGUGAACCGGCGCCGGGGAGGCAGUUGAAGCGACCCGGUGCUGGAUGUGCUCGGCCUCCCUCUCCCCAGCGGCCUGCCAUGGGGGAGACUAAAAUUAUUUAUCACCUCAAUGACCAGGAAACACCAUACCUGGUCAAACUGCCCAUCGCAGCGGACAGGGUCACUCUUGCAGACUUCAAAAAUGUCCUCAAUAAACCCAACUAUAAAUUUUUCUUCAAAUCAAUGGACGAUGAUUUCGGGGUGGUAAAGGAGGAAAUCUCAGAUGACAAUGCCAAACUGCCGUGUUUCAACGGGCGCGUGGUAUCCUGGCUGGUGUCUGCGGACGGCUCCCACUCGGACGCGGGCUCUGUGUGUGCAGACAGCCAGGCCGAGCUGCCCCCACCUCUGGAGAGGACCGGCGGCAUCGGGGACUCCAGACCCCCCUCCUUCCACGCGAAUGCAGCAUGUGGCCAAGCCACUGUGGGCCAUGAGACGGAGGUAGAGUCUGUGGUUUCACCGCGGAAAGAGAGGGAGAAGGAGAGAGACCGCGAGAGAGAAAGACCUCGUAAGAAAGACUCGCACGACCAUGGAGCCCGUGUGAACGGCCACCUGCGGCCGGAGCGGAGGCCGGAGCUGGCGGGGUACGAGAGCUGCUCCACCCUCAUGAGCAGCGAGCUGGAGUCCACCAGCUUCUUCGACUCCGAGGACGACGAGUCCACCAGCCGGUUGAGCAGUUCCACGGAGAAGAGCAGCUCGUCCCGACUCAUGAGACGACAUCGCCGUCGCCGACGGAAACCUAAAACGGCACGCAUGGAAAGGUCAUCCUCGUUCAGCAGUAUCACAGACUCCACUAUGUCACUGAAUAUCAUCACUGUCACUUUAAACAUGGAGAAGUAUAACUUUCUUGGCAUCAGUAUCGUGGGGCAAAGCAAUGAGAGAGGCGAUGGGGGCAUCUACAUCGGGUCCAUCAUGAAGGGCGGGGCUGUGGCCGCUGAUGGGCGAAUCGAACCUGGAGACAUGCUGCUGCAGGUGAAUGACAUCAACUUUGAGAACAUGAGCAACGAUGACGCAGUGCGGGUGCUGAGGGAGGUGGUGCACAAGCCAGGCCCAAUCACUCUAACAGUGGCAAAGUGCUGGGACCCCAACCCCCGCAGCUGCUUCACACUGCCACGGAGUGAGCCGAUCCGGCCCAUUGACCCUGCUGCGUGGGUGUCCCACACCGCGGCCAUGACGGGGGCGUACCCAGUGUACGGUAUGAGCCCUUCAAUGAGCACCAUCACCUCCACCAGCUCCUCCAUCACCAGCUCCAUCCCUGAGACAGAGCGCUUCGACGAUAUCCACCUGUCCAUCCACAGCGAUAUGGCAACUGUCGCCAAGGCAAUGGCCUCGCCAGAGUCGGGACUUGAGGUGCGAGACAGGAUGUGGUUGAAGAUCACCAUCCCCAAUGCCUUCAUAGGCUCUGACGUGGUGGACUGGCUCUACCAUCGAGUGGAGGGCUUCACGGACCGUCGUGAGGCACGCAAGUACGCCAGCAACCUGCUGAAGGCCGGCUACAUCCGCCACACCGUCAACAAGAUCACCUUCUCUGAGCAGUGCUACUAUAUUUUUGGGGAUUUGUGUGGAAACAUGGCUAAUCUCUCCUUGCACGACCAUGAUGGCUCCAGUGGAGCUUCUGACCAGGACACCUUGGCCCCCCUGCCCCACACUGGUGUGUCCCCCUGGCCCCUGGCUUUCCCCUACCAGUAUCCCAUUCCUCACCCCUACAACCCCCAAACCCCGCACGAGCCACCCUACAACCAUACUGCAGGGGGAGGAAGUGCUGGCAGCCAACACAGUGAAGGGAGCAGUGGCUCGAAUCGCAGUGGGGGUGCUAAGAGGGAAGCCAAGGCUGGAGCCGGGGGGGCCGAGUCCAAAUCUGGUGGCAGCGGCAGCGAAUCUGAGCACAGGAGGGAGAAGGCCCCCAGCGAGCACUCUGCAGCGCCCCCUAGCGAACACAGCGUGCGCAGCACCCACAGCCUGCGCAGCACCCAUUCUGCCGCCCACAGCCUGGCGUACGGCCCCCCCGGCCUGCCCCCCCAGCCUCAGACACCCCCCGCCGUGCCCCUCGCUCCGCCCGGCUCCCCCCCCAGCCGCGACCUGGACUCCGUGCCCCCCGAGAUCGCAGCCUCGCGCCAGUCCUUCCGCAUGGCCAUGGGAAACCCCAGCGAGUUCUUUGUGGAUGUCAUGUGAUGUGUGUCAGGUGACCAGGGUGCCGAGUCUCACCGGAGGCAUUUGGAAGUCCUCUUGGUGCUGGCAGAAGGGAGGAUGUGAGGAAGGGAGGGAUGGACUGAGGGGGAGGGGUGAGAAGGAGACAUGCUGCUGGUUGGUCACAAGAGUAACAUUUCCUUUCCUUCUCUGUGGUGUGUUGAUGCCUGCUACUUUCUUCAGUGAAGAAGACCAAAAUCAAAGUGUCUCUCUAGUUCCCCUUUCCCCAGAAGACAGUUUGCUUGUGACAGGUGGUUGGUGCGAGAGAACGCAGAGAACACAGGUAGAAGCGUUUUCCUGUCUCUCCUGUGCCCUCUCUCCUGUCCUUAUGUACCGCCAGACUCUUUGUUUUAUUUUCUUAUGCUUGUUUUCCCCACAAAGCGUACAAAGAGGAAGAGAGGGGUUAGGAGUGGAACCCACUUCCUGUGACAUUCAUCAAGAACAAAUUACUAAUUCCAUAAUGAAUGAUUUAUCAAAAAUAACCUAAAUGAGAGAGAAAUUUCUUCUUCAUGUAUUUUUAUUUUAUUUGUCGGUGAAGAAAAAUUGAGAGAGAGAGAAAAAAGAGAAAGUGUGAGAUGAAAAGCAAAUGUAGAGAAAGAGAGAGAUUGAUCUAUCACAGAUGUUGGACUCCUGUACUCCUGAGGAUGCCUGGAUCAGUGAGGGAGUGAGUGAGAGUAUGAGUGAGUGAGAGCGUGAGGGAGUGUGAGAGUGUGAGAGUGUGAGAGUGUGAGAGUGUGAGAGUGUGCAUGUGUGUAAGGACAGCUUUCAUGGAACUAUAACCAAGCUGCUGCUGGCCUGUAUGUACUUACAAGCUAUUUGUGAGCGCUGUGAACUGCUUUUGCCAUCCUGAGCUCUACAUUGGAAAGAAUGCUACUGGAUACAGACUGAGAUUCGGCCUUUAACAGGUACAAGUGAAGGUAUACAUUUCAUAUAAACGUUCUGAGCACCACGGUGAAUACAGAGCGUUGUCUUAUUCUUCUUUUCUAAAAAUGUAGCAUGUCCUCCUCUGCUCUAACUUUCUGCGGUGGCUGCCAUGGCAACAGCAGCAUAGAAGGGAUUUUGGAAUGUAUGGAGUUCAACCAUUUUUGUCUGGCAGAAGACAGGGUGUCCAGGGGCUUACUUGGACACAGCAGUGAACAGAUCCACUGAUCCACGUGCAAACAGACGUGUGCACACAGUAACACACUCGUGCACACGGGCUCACGCACAUGCGCACAGUGGAGCAGUUGUGAAAGUGUGGGAUGAACGGCCUUGAGCAAGUCCAGUGCCCCAUCUCUCUCUCAAUGUUUAAAUCUGUUUCUGCAAACGAAUAUGGUCUUCAAUAUUUUGCCAUUAACAUCCUGUAUAUUUAUAGUUUGUCUCAUUUCAACAUUAACCCUAUCUUGCUCCUUUUUAUAUUUUCCUUUGUUCAUCUGUUCUUUUAUGGAUAAUUAGCGAAUGCUAAUGUAGUGAUAUAUGAUCCAGUUUCAUACAUGCUGUGCUGUAUGCUGUUUUAUGAAAAAGAAUAGUUUUAUUUAUAAACAUAGUUUUAUUGACAAAAUGUGGGAAUCAUGGUGUGAUCUCGUGAAGAAUGUGGAAUGAAUUUGCAUUGCAGGGCUAAAGGAGGCAUUUAAUCACAAUUUAUUUUCUGGACUGUACAUACGGAUAAGCUGCGUUGGCUACCACAGACAACCUGGUUUUAAAAAAUAAUAAUUUUCUGAAAAAUG